Molecule: messenger RNA, 2565 nt
Organism: Suncus etruscus (white-toothed pygmy shrew)
Lineage: Eukaryota; Metazoa; Chordata; Mammalia; Eulipotyphla; Soricidae
Gene: CCDC73
Product: coiled-coil domain containing 73
Source: RefSeq, a predicted model, not a curated record
AUGGUGUCAGGAAGACGUCUAAGUAAUUUUUUAUUGCAAGUGAAGAUGUGUACCUUGGAAGAAGAAAAGGGAAAAUAUCAACUUUCUACAGAAAUAAAAGAAAAAGAAAUAGAAGGAUUGAAGGAAACAUUAAAAGCAUUGCAGGUUUCUAACUAUUCUCUAGAGAAGAAAGUGAAUGAAAUGGAACAUAAAAGUCAGUUAUAUAAUGUAGCUAAAGAAGACCAUCAGAAACAGUUAAAUGAAAUUGAGAAAUACUAUUCCACAAUAAUAAGUCAAUUUGUAUUGGUAAAAGAGAAUCAUGAAAAAUUAGAACAAAAUGUAAAAGAAGCAAUACAGUUGAACAAAAAUCUUUCAGGUUUAAAUAAAAGACAAGAAUCUGAAAUAUGCAGUUUAAAGAAGGAACUAAAAAACGUAACCUCAGACUUGAUAAAGUUCAAAGCCACAUGCCAACAUCUGAUGGGAGAAGAAAACAUCAGUUUAACAGUUAAAGAACAAAAAUUUCAAGAACUUCAAGAAAGACUCAGCAUGGAAUUAGAAUUAAAUAAGAGGAUUAAUGAAGAGAUUGCCAGUAUUCAAGAAGAAAAACAGGCUUUCAUCAUUUCUUUCCAACAUAUGCAGCAGCUACUUCAGCAACAGACCCAAACUAAUACCGAAAUGGAAUCAAAAGUGAAGAUGUUAAAAGAAAGUAAACAGACCCUUGAAAGAGAUAAUGAGCUGCAAAGGGAGAAGAUAAAAGAAAAUGAAGAAAACUUUCUUAAUCUUCAAAAUGAGCACGAGAAAGCACUAGGAACUUGGAAAAAGCAUGUUGAAGAACUUAAUGAAGAAAUCAGUGAAAUUAAAAAACAGUUGUCUUCACUUAAAGAAACUCAUAUAAAGCUACAAGAAAGUUACAAUGAAUUAUGUCAUCAAAGCUUUGAGGAAGACACGAAGCUUCAGACUCUUCCAGAUAGAUAUUCUGAAAAUAAAGAAAUGGCAAUAGAAAAAUUAGAAAAUAACACCACAGGAAAAUACAACUCUGGGCAAGAAAUACAGAAAGAAAAUACUAUGCUGUUUUGUUCCAAUGCUGAAUACAAAGAAAAAGAGGAAAAGAGAGCAGGCCCAUUUGAAGAAGAAAUCCUUAUAAAAGAUAAAUAGGUUUCUGAGAACCACUCCAUGAAGGAAAUUAAUACUAUGGUACACAAGAUGAAAAAUCAAAGUGAAAUUUCUCUAAGCAAAACCCUGUAUAAAAAAGAAUUAGUCAUAGAUAAACCUUCAUUCAAUAUUACUGCUUUUAGAAAACAGGUUAAUAUAGAAAUCAAAGAUGAGGUAUGCAUAGGAGACAAUGGGUAUUCAGAAUUUAAAUUACCAAAUAACUCUAUUUUUGUGGCAGAUUAACCAAUAAAACCAGAAGAGACAUACCUAGAAAGAAUUUAAAAAUUAGAUUUUCACCACUUAGAUGUACAUAUGGAGGACUUAAGUAACAGAUCAUUUAAUACUAUCUUUAAUGAGAUGACUCAAUACAAAAUAAAGAUGCAGCUGAAGUUGACUAUUCAAGAAAAAGUCAGAUUGCUUCCAGGGAAUCAAGAAAUGUCAGAGAAGGAAAUUACAAAUCAAACUAAAACAGAUUUAUAUUCAUCUUUACAUAUUAAAAAGGAUUUUGUUCAGUGUCAAAAAUACAAUUUACAGUAUUCAAAUAAUGUUAUGUUAGAAGGCAAACAGAUUAUACAUACACGACAAGCCAAAGAUAGGAAAACUGCUAUUACUACAAAAAUGUCAAUGAAAUCAUUUUCCAAUAGUCAUAUUGAUGAGAAACUGAGUACUGAAUCCUCAAAAAAUGAACUCUUCCUUUUGUAAAAUGUUAAUGAGAGACAACAUACAUUGUUAAAUAACAGAGAGUUAUUAAAGUGUAUCAUUUCAGGAAAAAUUUACAGUGAAGGACAGCUGGAAGAAUCAUGUUCACUUCACAUAAGGCCAUCUGGAGAUUUAAUAAACAGAAGUGGAAGGUCACUCUUUGAUCUUUCAACUUCAGAUAAAAACACUGAGAAAAUUUCAGUACAUGUGAAUUUCUUAGACUUAUCUUAGUCAAAAGUAAAUCAAGUUAAAAGUCAAGUUGUGAACACUUCAACUUGUAUUCUAUUGUUACUUAAAAAAGAAAUCAAUAGACUCCUCAGAAAACAUAAAAUUGUUUCAGUAACAGUUUGUAAAGAUCAUGGUGUCGCUGGUGUUAAGAAAAAUAUUGAACCAGAUACUACCAGCGUUAACAGAGCUGCUGACACUUUGAAUAACUCAAGUAUCCAUCAGAAUCUCAAGGGAGAGCCCAGUGAAGAGAGGAAUGCAAUUGCAAAGACUUUUUAUGAUUCUUCUUUUCCCACAGAACAUGUGAAAACAAAGCCUCUGGAGUCAACUCAACCACAAAACCACUUUCACUCAGUCAAUUUUAAAGAGGCUACUGAUUUGAUGGCAUCUUCUAGUAAAGAUGAAUGGCAGAAACUCUUAAAAAGUCAAGUAAGCACAAUCAAAUUAGAAAACAAUGAACCUAAAAAGAGGAAAGCAGAGGAGAUGCUGGAAAAAACAGAACACACCUAA